Messenger RNA from Adineta steineri, 1338 nucleotides. The record is from the annotation of a GenBank genome assembly. NCBI's taxonomy places the organism in Eukaryota, Metazoa, Rotifera, Eurotatoria, Adinetida, Adinetidae.
AUGACUAGAUGGGAUAAUUUACACGAACGUUAUUUUAAUUAUUUAGCUACGUUAUCAUUUGAUAAAGCAAAAGAACUUUUAGAAAAAGAUGGAAAUAAAAUGAAUAAUGAUUUUGUACAAUAUUUUCAUAUGUUAGUACAAUUUGAACGUAGUUAUCAUAAUUUCGGUUUUGUUGUUGGUCCAAAAGGAAAUUUGAGUAAUAUAAAAAAAGAUAAAUCUUUGAGUCAAUGUUAUUCUGAUCUUCAUAUGUCAUUAAUCGAAGGACAGACAAAUAAUAAACCGAGUAAUAUGACGCAAGCGACUGUAGAUGAAACAAAAGAGAUAAAUUAUCUUCAACAAUUAAAUGCGGGUCUUAUUACAUUUCUUAGUAUUCGAACAAGUCUAAUGAAAUUAUAUGAACAAAUUUCCAGUGCAGUAAAACGUAAUGAACAUAAUGUUCGUUUAGAAAAUUAUCUUAGUGAAACAACAUCUAUUUCACAAAUUGAUAUGUCUUCAUUGAACAUUCCUGUACUUAAUCCAAUUCGUUAUUUAUUAAAACAUGAAAUUGAUUGUUUAUUAUUAUUGAUUCAAUCUUAUGUAUAUAUUUGUGACUAUCAAUAUAUGAAUGGUAUAUCGACAUUACAUCAUAUGCAUUGUAUAUUAAAAGAAUGGAAUGAUAAUAUUGAAAAUCAACAAAAUACAAAUCAUCGUUUUACAUUAUCAAAUUCAAGUCCAUUGAAUUUUUUUAAAUCACCAACAAAACCAGCAUUAUAUACAUUUUAUUUCAAAUUUCAUGAAUUACUUGUUGCAAAAUUUACACUUUAUUUUACCGAUACUCUAAUUGAAUAUGGCGGACAAGAUGCUAAAAUACCAAUGGGAAAAACGAAUCCAGAAUUUUCUGCACGUAUAGCACAAUUCUAUCGACGUUCAAAUGUCGAAUGGAUAACACUUAUUUUACAUACAACAAAACAACAAAUUAAUUCUAGUCAAACGAUACCAAUAACUGAGAGUAAUUCAAAUCAAUCAUUACCAUCUAUGAAUGAUGAUAGACCAUAUCAAAUUAUAUUUAGUUAUCCAAAUAAACCAAAUUCAACUGAUGAAAUCGUUCAACAAAUCAUAACAAAAGUUUCAAUUAAUCAUGAUAUGCUUAUUAGUGGUGAAAAAGUCUUCUAUAGUGGAGAUGCUAAUCAAUCAAAAACAUAUUUUCUUCAAAAUAUUGAUCCUCGCAUUACUCUUGUUCUCGUAUUCGCAUCACAUCGACAAGAACGUGAUACGACCAUAACCAAUUUUCUUAAUGAAUUGCUCGAUCUACUUCGUGGCUCCCGACAAUUAUUAUAUUUUAAAAAUGCGUCAAAAUAA